Durusdinium trenchii is the source of this 1277-nucleotide messenger RNA. NCBI's taxonomy places the organism in Eukaryota, Dinophyceae, Suessiales, Symbiodiniaceae. The record is from the annotation of a GenBank genome assembly.
AUGGCCGCCGAAGCUGUGGCCUUGGCAGAGAAGCAGGUGGCAGAACUCAAAGUAGCUUUGGCGCAGAACCACAACCAAAUACGAAAUUGCCAGCAGCAAGCUCGCAGACAAGCGCUCGCCGUGCGCAAUGGUGGCCUAUCUGUCCAGGCAGUGCGAAAAGUUUUAGCAGUCUAUGUGGUCUCCAACUGGGAUCUGAGUUUGGCUGUGCUAGCGGCGCAGCGGCUGUCCCGAUUGCCGCCAUGUUCUGCAGCAUUUCCAACGUCAGAUUUUGUCAGCGCUCUCUUUCGAGAGCACAACUGGGAGGAGUUGUUGAUGUUACAUGAUGAUGCUUCUCCACUGUGGGCGCCAGCACGGAAGUAUGCACGCCAGCUCCUCCUGGAACACGAUGCUUACCUGUGGGUGAAGCGGCUAAACUUUGCUCAUGGCGUGGCACCGUCGGCUUCAAAUGUGUUUCAUUACUAUGAAAAGAAGGCGCUGGUUGCGGAACCAUGUGGAGAGCCUCGCAAGAGAACCGUCAACAAAUGGGCUGCUCGUUGGCGGGCAAGAUGGGGUGUUCGCAGGGCAUGCCUGCGGUCAGCUGACACAGUGGAGCCCAACAUUUUGCGCGACAAGGUCAAGGCAUUCUGGAGAUCCAUUGCCUACGUGACCGCCAAAUUUAGCCACCAGGAGCUGGUUUGGAUCAACUUUGACGAAACUUCUGUUGCUGUCUGUCCACAAUGCCCAAAAGGUUGUAUAGUGGAUGACUGGCAGGCGCACCCAGUGCCAGGGGGGCCACAGAUGUCAGUCCCUAAAAACCGUCGCAGAAUCGCCUACACAUACGGGGCGUUGCUGUGCAGUCAUCCGGCCAUUCAGGCCGUUCUACCGCAUUUCCUUGUUUGCAGCGAAGCGCGGCUGCCCAAGAGUGUGGCCAGCGGCUUUGCAGCAUUACCGCAGACGAAGUUACGGCUUCUUCGUGCAAAGUCAUCCUGGGUGACCGCGGACAGCAUGAUCAGUAUUCUGGCAGAUGUACGCAAGGCCCUUGCGCCUUGGCUUCCAAUGCCACUAGACAUCGCUGCCUUCGGCGGUUUUAAGCAAUGGGUCAAACGCAAGAACAUGGUGCUGCGGCAGACUGCAGUGGAUGGGCAGCCUGAGCUGCUCGAGUUUCUCUGGCAAUUGAGCCAAGCUCCCCGUGAUUUCUUUGGGGGCAAGAAAUGGGCACACGCUUUCGAAGGCGUUGGAUGUGGGCGAGAUGUGACAAAGUUGCAUUCCGCUUUGAAAAAGUUUAUGCAGCACCCAGA